UGAGCUUUGUUAAAAAGUAAGGUCGUAUAUUGAUUUGUCCUUGAAGGGAGAGAGUUUGUCGAGCUGGUGACAAUGGUUGGGCCAAGAAGGCCACACUUCGUUUUGUUCGGUUCCUCAAUCGUUGAGUUUAGCUAUGGUAAUGAAGGUUGGGGUGCGACUCUUGCCCACAUUUACGCUCGUAAGGCAGACAUAUUUUUGCGAGGAUAUCGUAGUUGGAAUUCCAGGCAAGCGGUACAAGUUCUGGAUCAAGUUUUUCCAAAGGAUGAAGCAGUACAACCAUCUCUGGUGAUUGUUUAUUUUGGAGGUAAUGAUUCAGUUCGUCCUCAACCAGGUGGCCUAAGUAGUCAUGUACCUCUUUUUGAGUAUGUUGAAAACAUGAGGAAGAUAGCUAUCCAUUUGAAGGUGAGCAUAGGAAGGACCAAGAAUCUUAGAGGGAAAGCAAACAUUGAGUCUUACCCGAGCCUUUCAGAGAAGACGCGCAUAAUAUUUCUUACUAGUCCUCCGGUGAAUGAGGCUCAAAUUCUAACAAUGCUGGGUACUAAGGGUCGCACAAAUGAAUGGUGCCAAAAAUAUGCAGAUGCUUGUGUAAAUUUAUGCCGAGAGAUGGGGAUUAAGGCUAUUGAUCUUUGUGCCGCAUUUAAGCAGCAACAUGAGUGGGCAACAACCUGCUUUACAGAUGGGAUACAUUUAACACCUGUUGGAAGCAAGAUUGUGGCUAAAGAGAUACUGAAAGCGGUUAAGGAAGCCGACUGGAAACCAAGUUUGCAUUGGGAGUCUUUGCCUACGGAGUUUAUAAGAAACAAGCUUUAAAAACUUGCACUUUAGCUUACAUGAGUUGUACCGUACUUGGAUGGAAUGUCAAUGCCAAAUGAACAAAACUUCUUUAGGAAUUAAUAAUGUAAAAUAAAAUAUCAAAAUAUUAUGGAGUAAAUUUUCCAUCGUUUCUUCCGGACAUGUUCGUCGCCAUCA
Cynara cardunculus var. scolymus (artichoke) is the source of this 969-nucleotide messenger RNA. Its product is annotated as GDSL esterase/lipase CPRD49-like. Lineage: Eukaryota; Viridiplantae; Streptophyta; Magnoliopsida; Asterales; Asteraceae. The record is from RefSeq and is a predicted model, not a curated record. The coding region runs from base 73 to 810 and encodes 245 amino acids. The transcript is spliced from 7 exons.